Zingiber officinale is the source of this 4797-nucleotide messenger RNA. RefSeq names its product ABC transporter B family member 20-like. Gene Ontology annotation, molecular function: ATP binding; ATP hydrolysis activity; ABC-type transporter activity. Gene Ontology annotation, cellular component: membrane. Bases 213 to 4421 code for a protein of 1402 amino acids. The record is from RefSeq and is a predicted model, not a curated record. NCBI's taxonomy places the organism in Eukaryota, Viridiplantae, Streptophyta, Magnoliopsida, Zingiberales, Zingiberaceae. Gene Ontology annotation, biological process: transmembrane transport. The transcript is spliced from 11 exons.
UAUUAUUAUCGCCUUCCUCCUCGUGGGAUUGCAAACGACGACCUCGUCAGCCACCGCUGUAGACGAUCAAACGGGACCGAGGUAGACAGAGCCAGAGAGAGGGCGGAGGAGAAACCCUAGAAUUCGGCAUCCUUGUGGUGUUCCGAUGCGUCGCUAGGGUUUAGGGUUUUCUUCAGCGCCACGAGCAGCAGGAAGAAGAGAUCGCGGCGAGGAUGAUGGGCUCCAGGGGGCUGUUCGGCUGGUCUCCGCCACACGUACAGCCCCUGACGCCGGUUUCGGAGGUGUCGGAGCCACCCGAGUCGCCCUCGCCGUACACGGACGGCGGGGUGGACCCAGUUGCCCCGGAGGACGAGGGCGGCGAGGAGGACAUGGAGGAGAUCGAGCCGCCCCCGGCCGCCGUACCCUUCUCGAGGCUCUUCGCCUACGCGGACCGUGUCGAUUGGGCGUUGAUGGCAGUCGGCGCUGUUGCGGCUGCCGCGCACGGGAUCGCACUGGUGAUCUACUUGCAUCUUUUCGGGCAAGCCAUCGAUCUGUUGCGCUACGAGAGCGAGGGAUCCAGGUUGCACAACGACGGUGACCUUGUAUUAAGGAAAAUGAAGGACCAUGCCCUGUACAUCGUUUAUAUUGCUAUUUCUGUUCUGGUUGCUGGUUGGAUAGAGGUCUCUUGCUGGAUUCUAACUGGAGAGAGGCAGACUGCAGUCAUAAGGUCAAAGUAUGUUCAGGUCUUACUAAACCAAGACAUGAGUUUUUUUGAUACAUAUGGGAACAAUGGAGAUAUAGUUAGUCAAGUACUGAGUGAUGUCCUGCUCAUCCAAUCUGCUUUAAGUGAGAAGGUUGGAAACUAUAUUCAUAACAUGGCAACAUUCUUUGGUGGCCUUGUCGUUGGUUUGGUUAACUGUUGGCAGAUAGCACUUCUAACCCUAGCAAGUGGUCCUUUUAUUGUUGCAGCUGGAGGGAUAUCUAAUAUUUUUCUUCAUAGACUCGCCGAAAAUAUUCAAGAUGCAUACGCCGAAGCCGCAAGCAUAGCAGAACAGGCGAUCUCAUACAUUAGGACAUUAUAUGCCUUCACAAAUGAAACCCUUGCAAAGUAUUCUUAUGCAACCUCACUUCAGGCAACACUUAGAUAUGGUAUAUUGAUUAGUCUUGUGCAAGGCCUUGGUCUUGGGUUUACAUAUGGACUUGCUAUAUGUUCUUGUGCUUUACAACUUUGGGUUGGGAGAUUCCUUAUUUCACAUCAAAAAGCUAAUGGUGGAGAGAUCGUGACAGCUUUAUUUGCUGUAAUCUUAAGUGGACUUGGACUAAAUCAAGCGGCUACAAACUUUUAUUCAUUUGAACAAGGAAGAAUUGCUGCUUAUAGACUUUUUGAGAUGAUUAGCCGUUCAAACUCUUCUAUUAAUCAGGAGGGAAGCAUUCUAGGUUCGGUGCAAGGAAAUAUUGAGUUCAGGAAUGUGUAUUUCAGUUAUCUUUCUCGACCAGAAAUUCCCAUAUUAAGUGGUUUCUUCCUAACCAUUCCUGCUCGAAAAGCUGUGGCUCUUGUUGGUCGCAAUGGAUCUGGAAAAAGCAGUAUCAUUCCUCUUAUGGAACGAUUCUAUGAUCCAACACUCGGUGAAGUUCUUUUGGAUGGGGAGAAUAUAAAAAAUUUGAAGCUGGAGUGGUUGAGAGGCCAAAUAGGAUUAGUUACCCAGGAGCCUGCUUUGUUAAGUUUGAGCAUCAGGGAUAAUAUUGCUUAUGGAAGAUCUGCUACAUCUGAUCAGAUUGAGGAGGCUGCUAAAACAGCUCAUGCACAUGGAUUCAUUAGUUCCCUUGCAAUGGGAUAUGAAACACAGGUUGGCAGAGCAGGUUUAACUUUGACAGAAGAACAAAAAAUAAAGAUUUCAAUUGCCCGUGCUGUGCUUUCAAAUCCUUCCAUACUUUUACUAGAUGAGGUCACAGGUGGACUCGAUUUUGAGGCAGAAAGCGCUGUUCAGGAGGCUUUGGAUAUCCUCAUGCUGGGAAGGUCCAGUAUAAUAAUAGCCAGACGCCUUAGUCUUAUCCGUAAUGCUGACUAUAUUGCCGUAAUGGAAGAAGGUCAACUUGUGGAAAUGGGCACUCAUGAUGAGCUAUUGAAUCUUGAUGGUCUGUAUGCUGAACUCUUGAGAUGCGAGGAGGCAGCAAAGCUUCCUAAGAGGACGCCCAUCAGGAAUUAUAAAGAUUCAAAUCUUCAAACUGAGAGGGCUUCAUCAGGGACUCAGAGACUUCAAGAACCAUCAUCUCCUACUUUGUCAAAGUCACCUUCUCUUCAGAGAGGAGAAGAUCUUCUCUUAACUAAUCAGCAAGAUGCCAGUUAUAACUCACACGAGUCAUCAAAGAGUCAUAGCCCACCUCCAGAACUGACUCUGGAAAAUGGGAUGGCAUUGGAAAAAUUUACAUCCUUCAAAAGGCAGGACAGCUUGGAGAUGAGGUUGCCUGAGCUUCCCAAACUACAUGUUCAUUCCAUUAACAGGCAAUCUUCAAAAACAUCAGACCCAGAAUCUCCUAUUUCCCCACUUCUGACAUCUGAUCCUAAAAAUGAGCGGUCUCAUUCAAAUACUUUCAGUCGUCCAAUUAAUCUGUUUGAUAUGGUUCAUGUUAAAAGGAAAGAGGUGAAUGAGUUUCAACAACAUAAACCUCCAUCGUUCUGGCGGCUUGUGGAACUCAGUUUUACUGAAUGGCUUUAUGCUCUUCUAGGAAGUAUUGGUGCUGCAAUAUUUGGAUCAUUCAAUCCUCUCCUUGCUUAUACUAUUGCACUUAUAGUAGCAGCAUAUUAUAGAAUAGAUGGUGUCCGUGAUGUACACAAUGAAGUAAAUAGGUGGUGCUUGUUCAUUGCCUGCAUGGGUAUUGUCACAGUGGUUGCAAACUUUUUGCAACACUUCUACUUCGGUAUAAUGGGAGAGAAAAUGACUGAACGAGUUAGGAGGAUGAUGUUCUCUGCAAUUUUGCACAAUGAAAUUGAGUGGUUCGAUGAUGAAGAGAAUAGUGCAGAUACAUUGUCAAUGCGAUUGGCUAAUGAUGCAACCUAUGUUCGUGCUGCAUUCAGCAACCGCCUCUCUAUAUUAGUACAAGACAUUGCUGCUGUUGCCGUUGCAUUUCUUAUAGGUUUGCUGUUAGAUUGGCGUGUGGCACUCGUUGCACUGGCAACUCUACCCAUCCUAACUGUUUCUGCUGUUGCACAGAAAAUGUGGCUUGCUGGAUUUUCAAAGGGAAUUCAAGAGAUGCACAGGAAAGCCUCUUUAGUCCUUGAAGAUGCUGUUAGAAAUAUCUAUACUGUUGUUGCCUUUUGUGCUGGUAACAAGAUCAUGGAGCUGUAUAGAUUGCACCUUUCUACCAUACUGAAACAGAAUUUCACCCUUGGAAUGACAAUUGGUUUUGCUUUCGGCUUCUCACAGUUCCUCCUUUUUGCCUGCAAUGCUCUUCUUCUUUGGUACACAGCUAUUUCAGUACACCAUGGCCGACUCAAAGUAGCCACAGCACUUAAAGAGUACAUUGUCUUUACUUUUGCAACCUUUGCUUUGGUAGAGCCAUUUGGUCUUGCACCUUACAUACUAAAGCGGCGGAAGUCUCUUACUUCAGUGUUUGAAAUCAUAGAUCGUGUACCAAAGAUCGAUUCAGAUGAUAAUACUGGCAUAAACCCUCCUAAUAUAUAUGGAAGCAUUGAAUUCAGAAAUGUAGAUUUCUUCUACCCAACUCGACCUGAGGCAAUGAUUCUCAGUAACUUCAGUCUUAAGGUGAGUGGAGGGCAAACAGUGGCAGUAGUGGGGGUGUCUGGAUCAGGAAAGAGCACGAUAAUAUCUCUGAUUGAGAGAUUCUAUGAUCCUGUUUGUGGCCAAAUUUUGUUGGAUGGGCGAGAUCUGAAGCUCUUUAACUUGAGAUGGUUGCGGAGCCACAUGGGCCUUGUUCAACAGGAACCAGUCAUAUUUUCAACAACCAUAAGAGAGAAUAUAAUCUAUGCGAGGCAUAAUGCAACUGAAGCAGAGAUGAAAGAAGCAGCAAGGAUUGCAAAUGCACAUCAUUUCAUCAGCAGUUUGCCGCAUGGUUAUGACACUCAUGUGGGCAUGAGAGGGGUUGAUUUGACUCCUGGACAGAAGCAAAGAAUUGCCAUUGCUAGGGUGGUACUAAAGAAUGCACCUAUACUGUUGUUAGAUGAGGCAAGCUCUGCGAUAGAAUCUGAGUCGAGUCGAGUGGUGCAGGAGGCACUCGACACCUUGAUCAUGGGGAACAAGUCAACAAUUCUUAUCGCGCAUAGGGCAGCAAUGAUGAGGCAUGUGGACAAUAUUGUGGUUCUAAAUAGUGGCAGGAUAGUUGAGCAGGGCACCCACGAGUCACUAUUGCAGAAGAACGGAUUGUACGUAAGGUUGAUGCAGCCACAUUUUGGGAAGGGCCUUCGACAGCAUCGGGUCGUCUAGGCAAAUUUUCUCGCGGCGCUUGUAAAUUAUACUGGACCAACUAGUUCUCUUUCACCUGACAUUUGAUUGUGAAAAGCUUCCUCCUCAAAUGAAACAUCUCAGCUCCAUUAAAUGUAGAUCCGUGCGGGCAGCGGCUACUAUCGGAAUGAACUAAAUGGAGAACUAUUGCAACUUGUAACAUUAUUGAUCUCUGGAGUUGUGAAAUGUGCCAUAGGGUUUGCAAAAAGGUUGGAGGUCAACUGGACAAUUAAAGGCAUCAUGCAUCGAGUGUUGUGCAUUAAUUAUUUUGGAGGCUAGGCUCUUUGUUCUGUGGAAUGCUGCCUGCACUCUGUAUUGAUCUGUAAAUUCAAAGAAUGAAAGGUGUGUUGUAUUUUUA